Sycon ciliatum is the source of this 699-nucleotide messenger RNA. RefSeq lists its product as uncharacterized. The transcript has 2 exons. Bases 1 to 699 code for a protein of 232 amino acids. Lineage: Eukaryota; Metazoa; Porifera; Calcarea; Leucosolenida; Sycettidae. The record is from RefSeq and is a predicted model, not a curated record.
AUGACAGCAAAGUUGAAGAUCCCGGGAGUUGAUGCUCCACCAUUUGAGGUGCGGGACGGCCUCCGGCAGGGUUGCUGCAUGACACCAGUACUCUUCAAUCGGUUGAUGUGGGCCGUUUUCCAGCAGUGGCAUCGUGCUGUUGCCGACAUUCCUGGCGUUGGUAUUCCUGUGGCAACAAACCCUGGGAGCAGUCUACUAUUCAGUCGGAAGUCAACAGACAAGAGCAAGGUCCAUCGCGAGUGUCAAUUUGCAGAUGACUCUGCUCUGCUGGCUACCAUUCAUGAUGGUGAACAGCGGGCCCUUGACCAAUUCAUACAUGUAGCGUAUUCUUUCGGCUUGACAGUCAACCUGGACAAGACAAAGGUGAUGGCUGCUGGAUAUUUACUCGCGGAAGCAGACCGGCUGCCCCUGGACGUGGCGGGUGAGGUGGUCGAGUAUGUAGAUAGUUUCCGGUAUCUUGGCUCUCUCCUCCCCACGAAUGGCCGAUCUACCCCAGAUAUCAGCUCGCGCAUUGCCGGUGCAUCACGUGCAUUUGGAGCCCUGCGCCAGCCGGUUUUCACUGACAGCAACCUCUCACUUGCUACGAAGCGGCUUGUUCCCCAGCUCUAUCCUAUGUCAUUCACGCUGGAACUGCUGCUGCAUAGCCCCAAGUCUGAAUACUUGGCAACUUCACGUCUGCACCUGACUCUUGCGCUAUGA